This is a messenger RNA of Helianthus annuus (common sunflower), 1017 nucleotides long. RefSeq lists its product as uncharacterized. The transcript has 2 exons. The record is from RefSeq and is a predicted model, not a curated record. Lineage: Eukaryota; Viridiplantae; Streptophyta; Magnoliopsida; Asterales; Asteraceae. Bases 1 to 1017 code for a protein of 338 amino acids.
AUGGAUUCCCCCACUCCGUCGCCGUCCAUUGCAAAUUAUUACUACAAAAAUUUCUUAGCGGAUGAGGGUGACUCGACCGAUGAGGAGGUCGAGCAAGAGGCGGUUACGAGUGCGUGCGAACUAGCGGCUCGUUAUUUUAAACAUUAUAGCGAGCCUCAACGUAAGAUUUUACCAAGAGAAUAUAUUCAACGAGACCGACAAGCGGCAAACGACCGGUUGAUUAAAGAUUACUUCGCUAAAGCGUCUACUUACCCAAACCCUGAAGUUUUUAGGCGUCGUUUUCGGAUGAGUAAACAUUUAUUUCUACGCAUCGUUGAAGACUUGGAAAACACGUAUGAUUAUUUUAAACAAAAGGCUGAUGCGAAAAAGACACUUGGAUUCACCGAUAUUCAAAAGUGUACUUUAGCUCUAUGGGUCCUUGGGUACGGAAACACGACUGACAUCAACGACGAAUAUUUAAAAACGGCCGAGAAAACAACGCGAGAUACCUUGGAGCAUUUUUGUAAAGGGCAUCCACUUCGUAGUCCGCUUAGGGUCUACAAAAAUGUUGGAACAACCCUGAUGAUCGGAAGCUUGGAUUGUCGACAUUGCCAGUGGUAUAAUUGUCCGACCGCAUGGCGAGGUCAACACACACGAGGUGAUCAGGACGGACCAACUGUUAUUUUUCAAGCGGUUGCCUCACAGGACCUUUGGGUAUGGUCGGCUUACUUUGGUGUUGCAUGGUCAUGCAAUGAUUUAAACGUUUUCGAGCAGUCUCCAUUGGUAGAAUACUACAUAUCUGGUCGAGCUGCCAAAGCAUCUUUUUAUGCAAACGGGAACUACUACCCGCAUGGAUACUAUUUAUGCGAUGGAAUUUAUCCGAAGUAUUCAAUUGUCGUGAAGACGUUCAGGGACUCGUACAAUGAAAAAAGAGCUCACUUUAAAAAGGUUCAAGAGUCUUCGCAGAAGGAUAUUGAGAGAUGCUUUGGGGUUCUUCAACAACGGUGGCAUUAUUUGAGAAAUCCUUGUCGUGCUUAG